Messenger RNA from Euleptes europaea (tarantolino), 572 nucleotides. RefSeq names its product single stranded DNA binding protein 1 (gene SSBP1). Lineage: Eukaryota; Metazoa; Chordata; Lepidosauria; Squamata; Sphaerodactylidae. The record is from RefSeq and is a predicted model, not a curated record. The transcript is spliced from 6 exons. Gene Ontology annotation, biological process: positive regulation of helicase activity; mitochondrial DNA replication. Gene Ontology annotation, cellular component: mitochondrial nucleoid. Bases 12 to 491 code for a protein of 159 amino acids. Gene Ontology annotation, molecular function: single-stranded DNA binding.
CAACUAGAAGAAUGUCUUCCGUGAAGCUAAAAACUACAGCAGAAAUGUUGCGCAGGCCGCUGCAGCAGGUGUUUCGCCAGUUUGUAAGACACGAGUCUGAGUCAACGACGCCCUUAGUUCUUGAAAGGUCGCUGAAUCGUAUCCAGUUGCUUGGCCGCGUAGGUCAGGAUCCUGUUAUGAGGCAAGUGGAAGGGAAAAACCCUGUCACGAUUUUCAGCCUGGCAACCAAUGAGAUGUGGCGAUCGGGAGAGAGCGAAGUAUUCCAAGCAGGUGAUAUCACCCAGAAAACAACGUGGCACAGGGUCUCUGUGUUCAGGCCAGGCUUGAGAGACGUGGCUUAUCAGUACGUCAAGAAGGGGGCUCGAAUCUACGUGGAAGGGAAGAUAGACUAUGGGGAAUAUACGGACAAAAACAACGUGAGACGGCAAGCCACGACAGUCAUUGCAGAAAACAUUAUUUUCCUGAGCGACCACUUGAAAGAAAAGGAAUGAGCUGGUUGAUUUCUUGGACUUUGGCUUGAGCGGUUUCCUUUCUCUAUUUUUGUAGCAUUUCCUAAUUCUGCAAUCAUGUAU